AAAAUUGCAUUCGCAUCGCCCCGCAUAGACCAUAUACUGUCUGUCGGUCGUUCGAUCGGUCGGGUGUUCUUUCGGUUGGCGAAACUUACGUAAUUUUCGCGACAGAAACCAGAGGGAACUAUCUAGAUUCCUUCUGAUUGUUCUGGGGCUGCGUUAUCGAAUUCGAGAGCCAUAUUUUGUAGCUGGAAGUGCGAGGGUGCUAUUAUAGUGGAAAUUAGUGUGUUGAGUGCUUGGAAAUCGAUCCGAAAAGUGAGGGCAAAACGCCAGAAGAGCUUCCUGUCCACCUUCGAAAAAAGCGAAAAGGAUAGGAGUUAUACCAGAAGUGUAGUGAGUGCAUUGUGUGGCGAGAAAUCGAUUUUGGUGCUGUAACCAAGUGGUCACGUAAUAAGGCGGAAAAGGCCCACUUCUUUGAUUGACCGGAGAAGAAUAGAAGAAACAAAAUGUUUGCAGUCUGUAAAAACGGCGGCCUGCUGGUCAGCAGUAUGCAAAGGUACGGCGUCCGCUGCGUAAGCUCGGUGGUGCCCGAUAUGAAGCUGCCGGAAUAUCCCCUCGUCAAUGAACCCGUUCUGACCUACAAAAAAGGAUCCAAAGAGCGCAAAGAACUGGAGGCGGCCCUCAAAAAGACCGCCUCCGCCGUAGAAGAUGUCCCCAUCAUCAUCGGCAGCGAAGAGUUCCGCACCAACAAUGUACGGCAUCAGGUGAUGCCGCACAACCACAGCCAGAAGAUCGCCCAAUUCUACUGGGCCGACAAGAAGCUCGUGGAAAAAGCCAUCAAGACUGCCACCGAAACGCAGGUUAAGUGGGACCGGACACCGAUCAGCGAGCGGGUCAAGAUCUGGCAGAAGGCCGCCGACCUGAUGGCCGGGCCGUACCGAGCGGAACUGAACGCCGCCACCAUGCUCGGACAGGCCAAGACUGUGAUCCAGGCGGAAAUCGACUCAGCGGCUGAGUUGAUUGAUUUUAUUAGGAUGAACACCGUGUAUCUGAAGGAGGCCAGCAAAUAUCAACCGAUCAGCGAAAACAGCAAAGUGACGAAGAACUCGUUACGAUUCCGGGGCAUCGAUGGAUUCAUCGCCGCCGUCAGUCCGUUCAACUUUACCGCCAUCGGUGGCAACCUAGCGUAUACUCCUGCUUUGAUGGGCAACGGAGUCCUGUGGAAGCCUUCGGACACGGCUCUCCUCUCGAACUACGUUAUCUUUAAGAUCAUGCGUGAGGCCGGUGUCCCACCCGGUGUGGUCAACUUCAUUCCAACCGAUGGUCCCGUCUUUGGCGACACUAUUACCGCGUCGCCCCACCUAGCCGGUAUCAACUUCACCGGCUCCGUACCAACCUUCAACCGGCUGUGGCGUCAGGUUGGCGAAAACAUCAACAUCUACAACAACUUCCCCCGACUGAUUGGCGAGUGCGGUGGCAAGAACUACCACUUUGUGCAUCCGUCGGCGGAUGUUCAGUCGGUCGUCAACGGAACCAUCCGAUCGUCGUUCGAGUUCUGCGGACAAAAGUGUUCCGCAUGCUCGCGCAUGUACGUCCCCGAGUCGCUGUGGCCACAGGUUAAGGAAGGUCUGAUUAAGACCCGCGACACGCUCAAGAUCGGAGACGUAACGGACUUCUCCACCUUCACGUCGGCGGUCAUCGACGACAAAGCAUUUAGCCGUAUCAAGUCGUACAUCGAUCACGCCAAGAGCUCGAAGAACCUGCAGAUCCUGGCCGGUGGCAAGUGCGACGACAGCAAGGGAUACUUCAUCGAACCGACGAUCGUGCAGUCGACCGACCCGAAGGACAAAAUCAUGACCGAGGAAAUCUUCGGCCCGGUGCUGAGCAUCUACGUGUACAAGGACAAGGAUCUGGAUCAAACGAUGAAGCUGGUCGGCAACUCGACGAGGUUCGCCCUGACCGGUGCCGUGUUCUCCAAGGAUGAAGGGUUCCUAAAGCGUGCAUUGGAGGAGUUCAAGCUAACGGCUGGAAACUUCUAUCUGAACGACAAGUCAACGGGAUCCGUAGUUGGACAGCAGCCGUUUGGCGGUGGUCGAAUGUCAGGAACCAACGACAAGGCCGGCGGUCCACACUACGUCCUCCGGUGGUCAACCCCGCAGUCCAUCAAGGAAACGUUCGUCCCGUUGAACGAGGUCGACUAUCAGUAUAUGCGCGAAUAAGCAGCGAGGCCGUCAGCUGAGCAUACAUUUAUCUCGCGGUGCACUCCCCGUAGCAUCCCGUAGAUGUGAUUUGAAAGAAUUUCUUCUAUCCUUUGGAACAUCGUUAUCCCUUUUGAAUUUUUCCGUAGAUCGUUUGUUUCCCUUGUUACUUUAUAAUUUUCUCUAAGCAAAUCACGAACGAAAUUAUUGCUGCUAGAGACGCACCAUAGUGCACCCAUUUCUAUAGAAGUAUUGUUUAAUAGUCUCGAUAAAACAAAUAAGGCUCCCAAUCAUGCAUGCUUGAGAAGCCAAGUGAUAUCCGAUUCUCGAUUAGAGUUUCACUUUAGGUAAUCCUUUUCGUACUUUUUUUUAACAGACCGUACUAAUAUUACACAUCCCGAGUAGCGUUUCGGGUUUUAUCAUGGUUUUAAAACUGGUUCAAAGGCAAACAGUGGUGUAUAAAACUACGAUAAAACCAAAAUGAUUACUAUUGAAGUAAUUUUUCGGUGUUUUCAUACUUUUGAAAUGUUGCUUUUAGGUAACAUUCCUAGUUUCACCACAAUUCGUAAGCCUGAGGAAUAUUCCGAAUCAGAGUUAUUAAAACCAUCGUAAAACCUGAAAUGCUAUUACGACACUAUCCGCACUUAAGUUAAUCCAAGUCACAAGUCACUUAUUUUACAUUACGUGUCUCCAAAUCUUAAAUAUGAACAUUUUACCUCUGUCCCCUGCAUAUGUUUCCGAAUUAGCCUGUCUUUUUCUGACCUUACUUUGCUCUUAUUCACAUUGUUAUCCAAUUUCCAGCUUUUAGUUAUUUUUGCAAUUCUGAUUAUCAGAGCUUUUAUAUUGCCAUCAAUAAAUUCAUACCAUUGACAAUAUGAUGAAGAGAGGAGAUAAUUUCUAUGUAAACUAGGAAAUUAUUUUUUAUUGGAUGGAAACAGUAUCAGAAGUAUAUAACCCAUACGCUAUAGAACACAUAAAGAAAAACAAAAUAGCUGUUGUUACUGGAAUGAAAAUAAACCCUAUCAAUGGAGAAUGUCACAAAACCAAUUUAAAGAAACGAUAGUAACCGAAUUCAGUAGUAGUUUUGUUGGAAAUACAAAAUGUCAAUCACUCAAACAGUCAAUGUCAAAUAUGCAACUCAAAAUUCGGUUCCCGCCAUUUUUACGCAUAUUCCAUUUGCCAUUACCACGUUUUACCAAAAAAAAAGGCACACACACUAGAUAAACUUAUAUACAGACAGCAGCAACAUCUGAUGAGAACGAUCGAAAUUCGGCAAACGUGCCGCCGCAACUGAACUGCAGAGAAGAUUCCUUUGGUAACUACCGUGUAGUGGACAGUGUAUUGCUGCUACCGGAGCCACCACACAACGAUGCAUGGACUCCGGGAUAUGUCCGCUAUUCAAGUGCUUACCUACCGUUGAUUGUGCGUGUGUGUAUGAAGAAAUCAUUACUAAUGGGAUCACCCAACAAUGGAACGGUUUGGUCAAACUGAGAUAAAAAAAAACCUAGCGUACAAGACGGGCGAAAAUCAAGUUAAUAAAUGUUUGAAAGUGGAA
This is a messenger RNA of Aedes albopictus (Asian tiger mosquito), 3687 nucleotides long. It is a transcript of the gene P5CDh1, whose product is annotated as delta-1-pyrroline-5-carboxylate dehydrogenase, mitochondrial. The coding region runs from base 441 to 2153 and encodes 570 amino acids. Lineage: Eukaryota; Metazoa; Arthropoda; Insecta; Diptera; Culicidae. Gene Ontology annotation, cellular component: mitochondrial matrix. The record is from RefSeq and is a predicted model, not a curated record. The transcript is spliced from 7 exons. Gene Ontology annotation, molecular function: L-glutamate gamma-semialdehyde dehydrogenase (NAD+) activity.